Molecule: messenger RNA, 1229 nt
Organism: Phacochoerus africanus (Common warthog)
Lineage: Eukaryota; Metazoa; Chordata; Mammalia; Artiodactyla; Suidae
Gene: BCAS4
Product: breast carcinoma amplified sequence 4
Exons: 6
Coding region: 96-827 (243 amino acids)
Cellular component (GO): BLOC-1 complex
Source: RefSeq, a predicted model, not a curated record
GUGGCGCUGCGCACCCGGCCCCGGCGCUCCGGGAGGCGUGGGCCGCGGCCACGGGAUACGCACCUGCCCCGCCUCCGCCAGGCGGGCCACGGGGCAUGCAGUCGGCCGGGGGCGGGGCUCUGGGGACGGGACGCUGCGGCGUGUUUUCCGACAGCCUCCGCCAGCUGGCCCCUGCCGAGCUCCUGAUGCUACUCUUGGACGCGGACGGGCCGGAGCCGGUGCGCAGCGGGGCGCACGAGCUCGCUCUCUUCCUGACCCCCGAGCCCGGGGCUGAGGCGAAGGAGGUGGAGGAGACCAUCGAGGGCUUGCUCCUCAGGCUGGAGGAGUUCUGCAGCCUGACUGACAUGAUCAGGAGUGACACCUCACAGAUCCUGGAAGAAAACAUCCCACUCCUUAAGGCCAAGGUGAUGGACAUGCGUGGCAUCUACGCCAAAGUGGACCAGCUGGAGGCCUUUGUCAAGAUGGUUGGGCACCACGUCUCCUUCCUGGAAGCCCACGUGCUUCAGGCCGAGCGGGACCACGGGGCCCUCUCACAGGCCCUGCGGAAGUGGCUGGGCUCCUCGGGGCUCCCCGCCUUCAGGAACGUGCAGCCUCCAGUCUCCACUCUUCUAACCGGAGCAUCACCCUCGCGGUCACCCUUCAUAGAGACAUUCUGCCGUCCAGGCUCCCGGAUCAUGAUGCAGCCCCUCCUCCAAUUCCCGCAGAAGCCGUGGACGCCGGCAGGCCCGACUUUCCAGCUGCCCGCGUUGUACAGAACGGAGGACUAUUUUCCCGUGGACGCUGAGGAAGCGACGCCCCAGGCCCCCAGCUGCCGAAGGCGUCUGUGACCUCGUGGUCCCGCCAUCAGGGACGUCGGAGAGUGAAGUCUGUGUGCCGAGCAGAUUGGUUCUCUUUUUUUUGUCUGGUCGUGGAUUCCUUUUCUGACUUUUCCCCUUUGUCUCAUGGGCCCAUGUGGUUUGGAGAAGCAGGUGGAGCCCUCGGGUGGCGGAGCCUCGGAGGUGAGCUGGAGAAGGCCUUUGUCACCCGCGUUUGGCCUGCUUGGUGUUCGGGACGAGGGCCGCCUGGGUGAUGGGCUGUGGGGACUCCUCGAAGGGCUUUGCUCAGUAAUCAUGGAGUGUCACCCGGUGCCGCCUCGGUACCUGGCUCCAGGUGCAUCUGUGUUGGCUGGUUGUCUGACUCCCAGUGCCCCCCACCCUGUGAAGCAUCUCAAUAAAGGUGACAAGAGGUCA